This is a messenger RNA of Ruditapes philippinarum (Manila clam), 1079 nucleotides long. RefSeq names its product thyrostimulin beta-5 subunit-like. Bases 120 to 647 code for a protein of 175 amino acids. Gene Ontology annotation, molecular function: hormone activity. The record is from RefSeq and is a predicted model, not a curated record. Gene Ontology annotation, cellular component: cytoplasm; extracellular region. The transcript has 3 exons. Gene Ontology annotation, biological process: G protein-coupled receptor signaling pathway. Lineage: Eukaryota; Metazoa; Mollusca; Bivalvia; Venerida; Veneridae.
UGCUAUUACAAGAAUUUGCGCGUUAAGUGCAACAUUUUACCGAUGGUAGCACUGGAAGAACAUAUGUCAAUAUGAUGUGGAUUUACGAAAUAUUCUACGAUAUUGUGAUACAAGCCUGAAUGAAUAAAGGUUAUCUUCAUUCGUGCUUGAUAAGACAUAGUUGUUACAAUUAUUGGAUUUUAAACGAAGGACAAAAAACCUCUUCCAGAAUGAAUUUAGUGUUAAGAAACAAGGGGUUAGCAAAAGCAGUCAGUGUAAGCAUCUUAGUGACCUUGACAUUAUGUUAUAUCCGUACAUCAGACGCUCUCAUAAAUAUAGAUAGGAUAUUAGGAUGUCAUCCAAGAGAAUAUACAUUUAAUGCUUCAAAAACAGUCGAGGUGAAUGGAGAAAUGCUUUCAUGUUGGGAUGAGGUCACAGUGUACUCGUGUUGGGGGCGUUGCGUUUCUUUUGAGUAUGCGGACUAUAAAAUACCGUACAAAAUCAGUUAUCACCCUGUAUGCACCUACACUGGGAUGAAAACAAAAAAAGUGAAACUCAAUUGUCAUGCGGCAUUCCCUGAUCCAUACUAUGAAAUUUUCGAUGCGUCAGGAUGUAGUUGUAAAUUGUGUGACUCUAGAAAUACACGUUGCAAAAAUCUUAACAGGUAAUUAAUGGUAUACGAAAAACAAGCAAAAAUAUAUUACAAAAAGAAAAGAAAAUAAUAAUAGAAAGAAAAAACAAUAACAAAACAAAACAAAAUUAAACGAACUACAUCCAAAUGUAUGUGCCAUAAAUAUAUACAUAUAUCUUACUAAUGAAAUUAAGUAUAUAUAAACUUGUAUUUUCAUAAAAAUGUUUUAAGAUUCUUUUAACAAACAAACGAGCAAACAUUUUAUCUUUACUAUGUUUUACAAAUGUAACAAGUGUUAAUGAAACGUGAAGUGUAAAGUAUGUUUGCCUUUCAUUUAUGUAAGUUCUUUUUAAAAAAAGUACGUGCCAUUUCCCGAGUAUCUUAUCUUGUCUGUAUAUAAGUUUACUUAUCAAAUAGUGUGUUAUUGUUAUUUGAGUAUGAUAUACAGAAAUAAAGAUUUAUCAUUUUA